AAUCUCUCUCCUCUUUGCCCUUCGCCAAAGCAAUUGAAUUCGCAUUCCCACCUCCGUUCCUGCAUCAGAUUCUCAUCGUCGCACAGUCAAAACCUUACAACGCCGAUAAAAAGGGAUCGACAAAUCAAAAUCCUGUCCCCCAAAAAUCCCGGAUUGUCUCGACAGGGAUUAAUCUCGGGAUCGUGGACCGUUGGGGCUGCAUAGCCCAUUUCCAAAUAAUUUUAGGGUGAUCGGUGACAAAUUUCCCCGCGAUUUGGUUGAGCGCGGGGCGAGAAGAGGAUGUCUAAAUUUGCGGGAGUUGUAGUUUCUGAUCAACUUCACAGCCAGUUCACGCAAGUCGAGCUUCAAGGCCUUAAAUCCAAAUUUGAGGCAGUGAAAAAUGAGAAUGGUAAAGUUACGGUUGGAGAUAUACCCUCCUUAAUCAUGAAACUGAAGAGUUCGAAUGAUGUAUUUAACGAGGAGGAGAUUAGACAACGAUUGGAAGAAUCACAUUCUGACAUCAAUGACGAGGUGGAUUUUGAAGGCUUCCUCAGGUCAUAUGAAGAUGAACGAAAUAAAGUCAAUGAAAAAUCUGGGGGUGCAAAGACCCCUUCAUCCUUCCUGAAGGCAACCACAACAACUCUUCUUCACACCAUUGAUGAAACUGAAAGGGCUUCAUAUGUUGCACAUAUAAAUAGCUACCUCAGGGAUGACCCAUUUUUGAAGCAGUUCCUUCCACUGGAUCCGUCCACAAAUGCUUUAUUUGACCUUGCAAAGGGUGGAGUCCUAUUAUGCAAGCUUAUCAAUGUUGCGGUGCCUGGUACAAUAGAUGAGCGGGCUAUCAACACGAAAAAGGUACUCAACCCUUGGGAAAGAAAUGAGAAUCACACACUAUGCCUCAACUCUGCAAAGGCUAUUGGAUGCACGGUAGUCAAUAUUGGCACUCAAGAUCUUGUUGAAGGAAGACCUCAUCUGGUACUUGGAUUAAUUUCUCAAAUUAUAAAGAUCCAACUACUGGCAGAUCUCAACCUCAGAAAGACGCCCCAGCUUUUAGAAAUUGUGGAUGACAACUGUGAUGUUGAGGAGCUUAUGUCGCUUGCUCCUGAAAAACUUCUGCUGAAAUGGAUGAAUUUCCAUCUUAAGAAAGGCGGCUACAAAAAGACAGUGACAAACUUUUCUUCUGAUCUGAAGGAUGGAGAGGCUUAUGCCUACCUGCUUAAUGUACUUGCACCGGAGUUUUGCAACCCCACCACCUUAGAUACAAUGGACCCCUAUGAACGGGCUGAUUUGCUUCUUGAGCAUGCAGAACAAAUGAACUGCAAAAGAUACCUUACUCCCAAGGACAUUGCAGAGGGGUCCUCCAAUUUGAACCUUGCUUUCGUUGCACAAAUAUUCCAUGAAAGGAGUGGCUUGUCAACAGACAGCCAUAAGUCAUCUUUUGCAGAAAUGAUGACAGAUGAUGAGCAAAUAUCCAGAGAGGAGAGGUGCUUCCGCCUGUGGAUCAAUAGCUUAGGAAUUUCCUUGUAUGUGAACAACUUGUUUGAAGAUGUCAGGAAUGGGUGGGUUCUUCUAGAAGUGCUGGAAAAAGUUUCCCCAGGAUCUGUCAACUGGAAGCAUGCUUCAAAACCACCAAUAAAAAUGCCAUUUCGAAAAGUAGAGAAUGCCAACCAAGUUGUUGAGAUAGGGAUGAAUUUGAAACUAUCCCUAGUCAAUGUGGCUGGUAAUGAUAUUGUGCAAGGGAAUAAGAAGCUUAUACUUGCUUUCCUUUGGCAGUUGAUGAGGUAUAAUAUGCUUCAACUUGUUAAAAAACUAAGAACCCGAUUUCAAGGGAAGGAGAUUAGUGAUGCUGAUAUACUGAGCUGGGCCAAUCGAAAAGUCAGGAGUCAUGGCAGAAAAUGUAAAAUUGAGAGUUUCAAGGACAAGAGCAUUUCAAAUGGAUUAUUCUUUCUUCAGCUUCUCAGUGCAGUUGAGCCUCGAGUUGUUAACUGGAACCUCGUAACCAAGGGUGAGAGUGAUGAGGAGAAGAGGCUAAACGCUACAUAUAUCAUCAGUGUUGCAAGGAAGCUUGGAUGUUCAAUAUUCUUAUUGCCUGAUGAUAUCAUAGAGGUGAACCAAAAAAUGAUCCUGACUCUUACGGCAAGUAUUAUGUACUGGAGCCUUCAGCAGCCUGUCUAUGACUCAGACUCAUCUUCCGCAGCUUCGUUUAGUCGUGGGACGUCACCAGAACCUGUAGCCGAGGAGGCUACAUCCCCUGCAUCUGUUUCUACUUCAGAUGCACUAGCUACAUCGGCUAAUGGAUGUCCAUCUUCAACGAAUGGAAAUUCAUAUCCUAGUGCUGCAGCUUCUCGCGAUAAGCCCCCGACCCCAUCAGCUUCUGGGGAUGAUGUCUCAAUUGUUUCUGAAUUAUCUCAACUGACGAUGGACGACACAGCAUCUGAUACCGUCAUAUCUGCAUCGGCUGAUGAUCAGGUAUCAGAUACUGCAACGUCUGCUCUGGCACCGGAAAGCGAUGAGGCACAGUUGGCAAGUGAAUAGCCAUGUUUGGAAAAAUUUUGUUUGGUUGGAAGAAAGGAGAAGAAACAAAAGAACAGAAGAAUAUACACCUUUAGGUCAGUCACUGGGAGUAAUAAAGUCUUAUAUUGCACACAGAGGUAUAUAUAUGCCCAUAAUUUAAAAUGAAAAAAUGCUACUAUAUUUUAUUUGUUGUUUUUUUUUUUCACACAAAUUUAUUCUUCAAUUUUUCUGUAAAUUUUGGGUUUGAUUAUGGAGCAAGUCCCCUUGCAGUUUAUAUUUGUAUCUGAGGUUGGGAACUUCCUGAAAUACAGGAAAUACAUUGUAAUGAUCCUUGAUAAUUAAUAAAUUUUCGUAACACAA
Messenger RNA from Salvia hispanica, 2853 nucleotides. Its product is annotated as fimbrin-1-like. Lineage: Eukaryota; Viridiplantae; Streptophyta; Magnoliopsida; Lamiales; Lamiaceae. Gene Ontology annotation, molecular function: actin filament binding. Gene Ontology annotation, biological process: actin filament network formation; actin filament bundle assembly. The record is from RefSeq and is a predicted model, not a curated record. Gene Ontology annotation, cellular component: cytoplasm; actin filament bundle; actin filament.